Molecule: messenger RNA, 395 nt
Organism: Bradysia coprophila
Lineage: Eukaryota; Metazoa; Arthropoda; Insecta; Diptera; Sciaridae
Source: RefSeq, a predicted model, not a curated record
AUGUUGUUGCUGUCUUUUUGCAUUUUUUAUGACAAUUUUUUACUAUAUAAAGGGAAGGUAUCUCAUAACCAAAAUUAAACAACUUCAAGAUGUCAAAGACUUUACUUAUUUUAAUCGUUAUUGGUUUCGUAGCAACGCUACAGAUUGUGAAUGCAGCUAGAGGUGCAGGUGCAUGUGUGGGAAAAGGAUCCUGCACGGGAUUAAAUUCUGGUGCUGGUGGUGGUAGUUGCACUGGAGAGGGAUCUUGCAAGGGUGAAAGUUCAGGUGCAGGAGCAGGAUCUUGCACGGGCAAAAACUCUUGUGCAGGUAAGGGAACUGGUGUUGCGGCUGGUACAUGUACUGCUGCCAAUUCAUGUCCUUAAAUGACGAGCGGUGUUGCUCUAAUUGUAUGACAC